Messenger RNA from Panicum hallii, 1222 nucleotides. RefSeq lists its product as uncharacterized. The coding region runs from base 248 to 907 and encodes 219 amino acids. The record is from RefSeq and is a predicted model, not a curated record. The transcript has 4 exons. Lineage: Eukaryota; Viridiplantae; Streptophyta; Magnoliopsida; Poales; Poaceae.
CAUCGUCAUCUCCAAAAUUCAGACGAGAAGAUGGACGCAGCAGACAUGUGGGCGUCGCUGCCGCUCGACCUACUUGUCGAGGUCCUACGCCGCUUUGGGCGCCACCGCCGUCGUCCGAUGCGCCGGCGCCUGCCGGCCGUGGCGGCGCGCCGUCAUCAGCAGCGCCUCGUGCCGCCGGCCCCGCCCCGACCACUUCAACCCCAUCCUCCUCAUCGGCUUCUUCUACAGAUACCUCCUCAUCGCGGGAAUGCAGUACGUGCCGGGGCCGUUCGAGAACGUGCUCGCCAUGGACUUCGCCGACACGCCGUGGUACAAGCGGGACAAGCACAGCAACCCGCACUACACGUCGGUCGGCUUCUUCGAACCACGACGAGCCGCUCUCGUCGCGCGACGGGUUCCUACUCCUCGCCGGAAGCGGGAGCGUGGUGACGAACCUCUGCCUGUGCAACCCCCUGGCCAGGACCUGCGAGUUCAUCCCCGCCGCCGCGACGAUUACUGCCCAUCCACCGGCGGCGGCGACGCCGGCGAUCACUCGGCGGUGGUAUUCUGGAUACUCGCCGUGAAGCGCGAACACGACGUCGAGCGCGGCGUCGUCUACCAGAUCUUCUCCGCCGCUUCCGGCGAGUGGGGGCGGGUCGUCAAACGCUCGGCGAGAUUCGAGGAGGGACUGACCCAUGCGAGCAUUUGCGGCGAGCCCAGUGACAUGGUCGUCUGCCGAGGCUGCGUCUACUGGCUCGUCAAGCUAACCGCCGAUGACCUGCGCAGGUGCGUGUUCGCCGUCGACGUGCAAACCGAGCGGACUUGGAGAAUGGAGCUGCCGGAGGAAACUUGGUGCUGGCCAGCGGCACCUGUUACUACUACUACAGGCUCGUCCUGGCGACAUCGGGGGACGGCCGGCUGUCGUUGAUCUUGCAGCGGGGGCACCAUCAGAUCGAGGUGUGGGUGCUCGUCGGGGACGGCCAGUGGACCAUGCGGCGGGCGAUCGAUCUGUACGGCUUCUUCCCGAGAGAGGGGAGGGUCUGGUUCAUGAUAAGGGGCUUCUGCCCGAGGAGCGGCUGCUUGUUUGGCGACGUCGACCACCAGAAGGAGCUCCUCAUCGACGUCGACAAGGGCUCACUCCGUCCAACCGGGAGAAUCGACGUCGGCAGUGUAACGAGGUACCCGUACGAGAUGGAUUGGUCAACGUACUUGUCUAAGAUGAAAUACUUCUAGCAUCAGUGGA